Panthera uncia (snow leopard) is the source of this 1836-nucleotide messenger RNA. It is a transcript of the gene PAIP1, whose product is annotated as poly(A) binding protein interacting protein 1. The record is from RefSeq and is a predicted model, not a curated record. Gene Ontology annotation, molecular function: translation activator activity; RNA binding; protein binding. The transcript is spliced from 11 exons. The coding region runs from base 205 to 1647 and encodes 480 amino acids. Gene Ontology annotation, biological process: regulation of translational initiation. NCBI's taxonomy places the organism in Eukaryota, Metazoa, Chordata, Mammalia, Carnivora, Felidae.
UCUGGAGCGGCGGGUUCGGCGGGUGCUCCGGCUGCUGUCCGCUCCGCCCGAAGCGCCAAGGAACCGCGCAGGGGCCCGCAGCCCUCCUCCUCCAUGAGGCCCGAGUGAGCGCGGCGGCGAGAGCCGGCCCGCGGCGCCUCCCCCCCCCCCGCGUCCUCUCCCGAGCGCAGCGGCAGCGGCCCCCGGCGGCGGAGGAGGAGGAGCAUGUCGGACGGUUUCGAUCGGGCCCCAGGUGCUGGUCGGGGCCGGAGCCGGGGCCUGGGCCGCGGAGGGGGCGGGCCUGAGGGCGGCGGUUUCCCGAACGGAGCGGGGGCUGCUGAGCGGCCGCGGCACCAGCCGCCGCCGCAGCCCAAAGCCCCGGGCUUCCUGCAGCCGCCGCCGCUGCGCCAGCCCAGGACGGCCCCGCCGCCAGGGGCCCAGUGCGAGGUCCCCGCCGGCCCCCAGAGGCCUCCCCGGCCCGGGGCGCUCCCAGAGCAAACGAGGCCCCUGAGAGCUCCACCUAGUUCACAGGAUAAUAUCCCACAGCAGAACUUGGAGUCAGCAAUGGCUAAACCCCAGGUGGUUGUAGCUCCUGUAUUAAUGUCUAAGCUGUCUGUGAACGCUCCUGAAUUUUAUCCAUCAGGUUAUUCUUCUAAUUAUACAGAAUCCUAUGAAGAUGGUUGUGAGGAUUAUCCCACUCUAUCAGAAUAUGUUCAGGAUUUUUUGAAUCAUCUCACAGAACAGCCUGGCAGUUUUGAAACUGAAAUUGAGCAGUUUGCAGAGACUCUGAAUGGCUGGGUUACAACAGAUGAUGCUUUGCAAGAACUUGUAGAACUCAUCUAUCAACAGGCCACAUCUAUCCCAAAUUUCUCUUACAUGGGAGCUCGCCUGUGUAAUUACCUGUCCCAUCAUCUGACAAUUAGCCCACAGAGUGGCAACUUUCGUCAGUUGCUGCUUCAAAGGUGUCGGACUGAAUAUGAAGUUAAAGAUCAGGCUGCCAAGGGGGAUGAAGUGACUCGAAAACGAUUCCAUGCAUUUGUACUCUUCCUGGGAGAACUUUAUCUUAACUUGGAGAUCAAGGGAACAAAUGGACAGGUUACAAGAGCAGAUAUUCUUCAGGUUGGUCUGCGGGAGUUGCUGAAUGCCCUCUUUUCCAAUCCUAUGGAUGACAACUUAAUUUGUGCAGUAAAGUUACUGAAGUUGACAGGGUCAGUUUUGGAAGAUGCUUGGAAGGAAAAAGGAAAGACUGAUAUGGAGGAAAUUAUUCAGAGAAUUGAAAAUGUUGUCCUAGAUGCAAAUUGCAGCAGAGAUGUGAAACAGAUGCUCUUGAAGCUUGUAGAACUCCGGUCAAGUAACUGGGGUAGAGUCCAUGCAACUUCAACAUACAGAGAAGCAACACCUGAAAAUGAUCCUAAUUAUUUUAUGAAUGAACCAACAUUUUAUACCUCUGAUGGUGUUCCUUUCACUGCAGCUGAUCCAGAUUACCAAGAGAAAUAUCAAGAGUUACUUGAAAGAGAAGAUUUUUUUCCAGAUUAUGAAGAAAAUGGGACAGAUUUAUCAGGGGCUGGUGACCCAUACUUGGAUGAUAUUGAUGAUGAGAUGGACCCAGAGAUAGAAGAAGCUUAUGAAAAGUUUUGUUUGGAAUCAGAGCGUAAGCGAAAACAGUAAAGCUAAAUUUCAACAUACCAGUUUUAUAAAGCAGUUUAGGUUAUGGUGAUUUAGCAGAACACAGGAAAGCAGGAAAAUGUGUCACACUUAUACCAAAUUAAGGAUGUUGAGUUAUGUUACUAAUGUAUGCAACUUUAAUUUUGUUUAACACUAUCUGCCAAAAUAAACUUUAUUCCCUAUAACUUAAAA